Messenger RNA from Lathyrus sativus (Indian pea), 1917 nucleotides. NCBI's taxonomy places the organism in Eukaryota, Viridiplantae, Streptophyta, Magnoliopsida, Fabales, Fabaceae. The record is from the annotation of a GenBank genome assembly.
AUGAAGAAGGUAAAGCUUGAAUUUUUUACACUAUCCAAUAGACUCACACUGAUUCAAAUUUUCACGUUGUUGAUGCUUAUCUACAUGCUCUUCAUGAGCUUUGAAAUUCCCUUAGCUUUCAAAGCAGGGGUUGGUUCAGAAAAAGUUGCUAUUGGGUUUCUCACCGACUCAAUGCCGCUUUUGGCAGAACAAAACCGCCAAGAAAUUCGACCCUUUGGGUUUCGGUUACAGAAAGUUUCAACUUUGAGCUUCAACAAGAGUUUUGAUGGUGCAUCAGAGCUUCAGAAGGUAGCAAAACAAGCUUACAUUUCGGGGAAGAAGUUAUGGGAGGAAGUUGAGAGUGGUAAAGUUAAGAGCUUUUCGGGUUUUAGAGUCGAAAACAGUUCGGAUACUUGUUUGAAUUCGGUUUCAGUUUCUGGGUUUGAGUUUAGAGAGAAGAUGAAAGGGGUUAUGGUUUUGCCUUGUGGGUUGACACUUUGGUCUCAUGUGACUGUUGUGGGGACACCACGUUGGGCUCAUGGGGAGAGUGAUUCGAAGAUUGGGGUUGUGAAAGAUGGUGAUGAGCCUGUGAUGGUUUCGCAGUUUAUGAUGGAGUUGCAGGGUUUGAAAGCGGUUGAUAAUGAAGAACCGCCAAAGAUAUUGCAUUUUAAUCCCAGGCUUAAAGGGGAUUGGAGUGGGAAGCCUGUUAUUGAGCAGAAUACUUGUUAUAGGAUGCAAUGGGGUACUGCUCUUCGUUGUGAGGGAUGGAAGUCUCGUGCUGAUGAGGAAACUGUUGAUGGACAGGUGAAAUGUGAAAAAUGGAUUCACGAUGAUGAUAACCGAUCAGAAGAGUGGAAGGCGACAUGGUGGUUGAACAGACUAAUGGGUCGGAAAAAAGUCGUGCAUGUGGACUGGCCAUUUCCUUUUGCUGAAGGGAAGUUAUUUGUUCUAACCAUAAGUGCUGGCUUGGAAGGUUAUCAUAUCACUGUGGAUGGGAGGCAUGUGACGUCCUUUCCAUAUCGCACAGGCUUUGCUCUUGAGGAUGCUACUGGACUAUCAAUUAAUGGGGACGUCGAUGUGCACUCUAUAUAUGCUGCUUCCUUACCUACAUCACAUCCUAGCUUUGCUCCGCAGAUGCAUCUUGAAUUGCUUCCUCAGUGGAAGGCUCCACCUAUUCUUGGUGUGAAUGUCGAGCUUUUCAUUGGUAUCCUUUCUGCUGGAAACCAUUUUGCAGAACGUAUGGCAGUUAGGAAGUCAUGGAUGCAACAUAAGCUAAUCAAAUCCUCACAUAUUGUGGCUCGGUUUUUCGUAGCCUUGCAUACAAGGAAAGAUAUAAACGUGGAAAUAAAGAAAGAAGCUGAGUAUUUCGGCGAUAUUAUUAUAGUCCCGUACAUGGAUCAUUAUGACCUUGUUGUUUUGAAGACCAUAGCUAUAUGUGAAUAUGGGAUUCGCACAGUGGCUGCCAAGUAUAUAAUGAAGUGUGAUGAUGACACAUUUGUUAGAGUGGAUUCUAUCAUAAGCGAGACAAGAGAAUUUGGAAGUGAUGAAAGCCUUUAUAUGGGAAAUAUGAAUUACCAUCACAGGCCUCUUCGCGAUGGGAAAUGGGCUGUAACCUACGAGGAAUGGAUAGAGGAAGAGUAUCCUCCCUAUGCUAACGGUCCAGGUUACAUCGUCUCAUCUGACAUUGCUCAGUUCAUUGUAUCCGAAUUUGAACAGCAAAGAUUAAAAUUGUUUAAAAUGGAAGACGUGAGCAUGGGAAUGUGGGUAGAGAAAUUCAACAGCUCAAAAGAAGUAGAAUAUGUUCACAGUUUCAAGUUCUGCCAAUUCGGUUGCAUCGAAGAUUACUACACCGCACAUUACCAAUCGCCGAGACAAAUGACAUGCAUGUGGGAUAAAUUGCAACAUCAAGGUAAACCACUAUGCUGCAACAUGAGAUGA